Aphidius gifuensis is the source of this 2474-nucleotide messenger RNA. RefSeq names its product SET and MYND domain-containing protein 4-like. Gene Ontology annotation, molecular function: protein binding. Bases 280 to 2121 code for a protein of 613 amino acids. The record is from RefSeq and is a predicted model, not a curated record. NCBI's taxonomy places the organism in Eukaryota, Metazoa, Arthropoda, Insecta, Hymenoptera, Braconidae. The transcript has 5 exons.
AUUUGCGCUGUGGGUCGUCAUAAAAUUACAAGAAGCAACAGCGUCUUUUUUUUUUUUCGGUCAUUUUAUUGUUAUCACGCAUUUUUGAUUUCAGUUUAAUUCAUUUAAAACAGUUGAACAAUAUUAAUAAUAAUAAAACAGAUUAUUGAAAUCAUUUCAAAACAGCUAAUUCAUUAAAAAUUUAUAAAACUGAAUAUAAAUAAAAUUGUGUUGCUAUUUUAUAUUUGAUUUGAUUGGAAAUUGUCAUACUGUUUAAUUGAAAAUCAUCAAAGAUUAAAUAUGUAUCCUGAUAGCUUUUCUCGUGAUAUUAUGAUAUCUGCCAAACGACAAUUUUCAGAAAAAACAACAUUGAAAGAUCAAUUUGAAGUAGUAUGGGAAUUAACAGCUCCACAUAUUGACAUAAAUCGUGAUAAAAUUAAUAAUAAAACAGUUGGUCAGUCAAUGAUCUGGAGGGAAAUUGGUAACAAAGAAUAUACUACUGCAAAAAAUAAAAAUUAUUUACGUAAAUCAAUUGAAGAAUACACCAAGAGUAUUGCUUUUGCACCAGUUGGAUCCAGUGAAUUGUCAUUGGCUUAUGCAAAUCGUUCAGCUGUAUUAUUCAAAGCAAGACUCUAUGAAGAUUGUCUUCUUGACAUUGAACGUGCAUUAAAGACAGGCUAUCCAGAUAAAUUGAAAACAAAAUUAUUUAUACGUCAAUCAUUGUGUUUCAAAGCAUUGAAACCAAGCUCACAUAUUGAAUCAGAUAUUUCAAUGGCCAGUGCAAUGCAAUGGCUUCCUGACUUGAAAAAAUAUAACCCAACAUACGACAUCAACAAAGAGUAUCCAAAGAUGAUUAAUGAACUUGAAGAACCACGUGAAAUUAUUAGAUAUUUACCAGAAAUAAAAAAUGACAAUGCAAUAAUAGUUGGUGGAUCUGAUGCAAUUGAAUUAAAACAAACAAAUGGAGAUAAUCAACAUGUUGUUGCAACAAGAGAUAUCAAAUCUGGUGAAUUUAUUUACAUUUCUGAGCCAUUUGCAGCAGCUCCUGCUGAUGAAUUACGUUUUACUAAUUGUUGGCAUUGUUGUCGUCAAACUUGGACUGGUGUACCAUGUGAUAAUUGUCCAAACAUCAUAUAUUGUUCAGACGUGUGUAAAAAGAAAGCAUGGAAUAGUUAUCAUAAUAUUGAAUGUUUAGUAUUAGGAUCACUUUUAAAAUUUGACGAUAAAGAUUACAAAAAAUUAAUGGCAAUAAAAAUAAUUUCAAAGACACUAAACUCAGCAGGUGAUUUAAAAGAAUUAAAAAAAAUAAUUGACAAUAUUGACUUGGAUAAAAAUAAAGAUUUUAUCAUUACCAAUGGUAUUCUUGAUGUUAAUAGUAUUGAUAAUUUUCAUCGUUUUGAUUAUCUUUUAAAUGCAUCAAAUGAAUUUAAAUUCCAAUUAACAUUACUUGCUGUAUGGAUUGUUGAAAUUUUUAGUCAAAAAACAAAUAUAUUUGGUCAAAAUAUGACAAUGAAAAAUAAAGAAACAUUGAUUUUGGGAGAAUUAAUAUUACGAUAUUUGAUGAUGGGUUAUCGCAAUCAUCAAGGGUUUGUAGAUACAAAACCUGGUAGUUCUCUUGCUGCAACAAAUGUAAUAAUGCCAAUUUGUAAGAUAUUUAAGAAAAGCUGUGAUCCAAAUAUCGAUUGGAUUUACUUGGGCUCAAACGUUGGAUAUUAUGCCAGUAAACCAAUCAAGCAAGGAGAACCGAUACUUGUUAGUAUGUUUGGACAAUAUAGUUCAAUCUCAAAAGCUCAACGGAGUGUGGCAUUUAAACUCAUUACUGAUGAUCCUGUACCAUGUAAAUGUACAGCAUGUAUUGAAAAUUGGCCAAUUGUAGAUUAUCUUCCAUCUUACCGGAGUAUGGUGUUGCCAGCAAGUAUAAAGAAAGAAUUGAAUUAUAUGACAUUAACAGUAGGAGAGUGGCAAGAUCGUAUUUGUCACGGAGAUACUAAAGAACUAUUGACAAUAAAAGAUACUUUGAAUAGCUUGAAUGAUAAGAAUCAUCAAUACAUCACUGUUCCUUGUCAAGAAGUAUCAAUAUUGAGUAUAGUAAUCAAAGCGUUGUACAAACGACUACAUACUGUUCAUGAUGUUUUUGAGUAAUUAUUCUUCAAGGGAAAAAGCAGCUAUUUAUAUAUUUUCUCUCAACAAUAUGCUUCAUUUUUAAUAUAAUCAACAAGAUAAAAAAAAAAUUUAAAAUAACCAUCACUUAUAUUUUUUUUUAAAUUUAUUGCUUGUAUAAAUUUAACAGCUCAUUGGAUUUUUGGUAUCAUUAUUAAGUUAAUUAUUCAUAAAAUUUUUCUUUGUAGUUGAAUUAUUCAUUUGUAACUGGUUUCAAUUAGAUUCAACUCAAUUUACUAAAAAAAUAAUAAUUGUCAACAAAAAAUAAAAUAAUAUUUAUUGUGGAAUUUAUUCAAAAAUGAUUCGUUCAAUAAAAUAUUAUAUUAUAAACAAAA